AUGGAAGUGCUGGUAGACCGCUACGUGCGAGUCACCCACGAACUAAAAGAGAUGAUCCAAGAGAUGGGAGCCCAGCCUCUGGAUCUGAGGGUAGCCUCCGUGCUCAAGGCCCUCCCGCCGUGCAGCAGCACAAGGCAGAGGGACGCCCAAGAACAGAGCGUCCUCGACGCAGAGAUGAGGCGGUACCGGGCGGAGGUCGAGGAGCCGGCGUUCGCGAUCCUGCGCGAGCGCAAAGCCUCCGGCUCCAGCGGCAGCAGGAUGCACAAGGAGCCGGUGACGUUCAGCCCCUCCGGCAACUACCCCGAGGUACUGGACGGCAUCGACCUACGUCUCCCUGCUGAGCUCCCCGCACCCCCAGGCGUGACCCCUUUGACGCUUGCCAUCUCCUGGCCGCCCGGCCAUCACCUGCGGAGUUAUCCGAUGACCGGCUUCAUCUCGAGCUGUCACGACGGCUAUCUCGCGCUCCACUUCGGCAACUACCUCUCCGGUUUAUCUUCCACAGGGUGUUACCUGGUGAUCGACACCUGCGCAAACUCGAUUGCCAUCAUCCCGCCGCUGCCUCCCAGCUGCUUUACCACCACACCAAGUCCCACGGCAGCAUUGGAUCCGGGGUCGGCAUCGGCAUCCUACGACACCAGAGCAGACAUGGGCUAUACGUCCUCGUCGAGCUCUACCUCCGCCGCCGUAAAGACGACGACCUCGGCGGCUUCUCAAACAAGGCAGCUCUGUUCAUGUGGUGGGAUCUUGGUCUGCAAUGGCAUCCACAGGCUCGCCGACGGAAGUGCAGAUGAUGACUGCUUGGUGUUCCACUUCAUCCCGUUGCCCGAGGAAUGUACCAUCACACCUGACCGGCGGAGCAAGGCCGAGCACUCACGCUCCAUGUCCCCUGUGGAUCCUCAGCAUAUGGUUUUCGUCUGCAUGGACGACAAGGCAAUGCUCACGACAUGGAGACUCAGGUUUCCCCUGACGACCCAAGACUGGUUCUGGGAGAAGGGGCAACCCUUGUGCAUCCCAGACUUGUUGGACAAACUUCCAAUCGCCAAGGGUGACCCCAAGCUGCAGCGACUCACGCCCAGGUGUCCUGUCAUCAGCUGGAAGCAACCAGAUGUCAUCUACAUCUUCGUUACCGAGUUUGAGUAUAAGGAUGAGCAUAAGAAGUGGGAAAUCCAAGGAUAUUAUGAGUUCUCCGCCAACAUUCAAAACGGACUACUCUCUGUGUUCGAAUUCCCUCCUUCAGGAAGCCAACCUUUUCCUCACGCACGCAUCUGCGCUACCCACAUGAGAGCUACUUCCUAG
Molecule: messenger RNA, 1296 nt
Organism: Miscanthus lutarioriparius
Lineage: Eukaryota; Viridiplantae; Streptophyta; Magnoliopsida; Poales; Poaceae
Source: the annotation of a GenBank genome assembly